Molecule: messenger RNA, 1383 nt
Organism: Vanrija pseudolonga
Lineage: Eukaryota; Fungi; Basidiomycota; Tremellomycetes; Trichosporonales; Trichosporonaceae
Product: Peptidase M20 domain-containing protein 2
Exons: 5
Coding region: 1-1383 (460 amino acids)
Molecular function (GO): dipeptidase activity
Source: RefSeq, a predicted model, not a curated record
AUGGCAGCAACACACACGCCCGAAGGCCUCACGCCCGCGCUGCUCGACCAGGUCGAGGCCGCCAUUCUCGCCCUCACCCCCUCCCUCACGCUGAUCCAGGCCGACAUCCACUCGCACCCCGAGCUCGCGUGGCAGGAGCACCGGACGCACGACACGACCGCGGGGUACAUGGAGAAGGCUGGGUGGGAUGUGACGCGCCACGCGUAUGGGCUGCAGACUGCGUGGCGGGCCGAGAAGGUCGUGAGGGACGGGAAGGGGCGCGUUGUGGGGUUCAACUCUGAGCUCGACGCCCUCCCUCACGGCCACGCAUGCGGGCACAACCUCAUCGCCAUCGCGGGCAUGGCGGCGGCCAUCGGCACCGCGCAGGUGAUGGAGGCGAACGGCGUGUCGGGGCGCGUGGUGCUGCUCGGCACGCCGGCCGAGGAGGCGUACGGCGGCAAGGACUUUAUGCUCAAGCGGGGCGCGUAUGAUGAGAUGGACGUGUGUUUGAUGACCCACCCCGGCAUCACAGGCAACGGCUCGUGGCUCCCCUCGAUGUGCUGCAACGCGGCCUUCACAAUCGAGUACAAGGGGGCCUCGGCACACGCGGGCGCCAUGCCCUCUGCCGGCGUCAACGCGCUCGACGCCGCAGUGUCGGGGUACACGAAUGUCGCGCUGCUGCGGCAGCAGAUCCCGGACACGCACCGGAUCUACAACGUGUUGAAGGGGAGCGAGGGCUGGACUGCGAACAUCAUCACGUCCAACGCCAAGGUCAUGUGCGGCAUCCGCGCCCCCACCGCGCGCGAGGUGUACAAGAUGAUCGACCGCGCGCUCAACUGCUACAAGGCCGCCGCGCUCGCCACGGGCUGCAGCUACACGAUCACCAAGGACGCGCUGUACCUCGACACGCAGCACAGCACCGAGCUGGACAGCUACCUUGAGACCGUGACCCAGCGCUGGGCGGGCGAGGGGUACAGCUACCGCAAGUUUGUGACGUACGGGACUACCGACUUUGGGAACGUGACGUACAAGUGUCCGGCGCUGCACCCCAUGUUCCAGCUGCCUGACUUGCCCGAGGGUGACUUUUGUCGUGAGUCUGAGCCAUGCGGCUGUGCAUACUCCGACACGUACGCCAACCACACCAACUCGGACUCGGCAGUCAAGGCCGCCCUGCGCUCGGCGACGUGUCUCGCGGCGGUGGCGCUGCGUGCCGCCGUGGACGACGACUGGAUGGCAACAGUCAAGGACAAGUGGGAGGCGCAGAUGGCUGCGUGCGAGGGCCACGAGACGGUCAAGGAGCUCGAGGCGCUGCUCGCGCCGUACCCUCUCUCGGACGUGUGCGCGCACGCCGUGUGCGAGGACGGGUGGAAGGACGUUGCGGCCAAGGCGCGGGCCGCGGCGUGA